Diaporthe batatas is the source of this 2426-nucleotide messenger RNA. Its product is annotated as RNA-processing protein NOP58. The transcript has 4 exons. The record is from RefSeq and is a predicted model, not a curated record. NCBI's taxonomy places the organism in Eukaryota, Fungi, Ascomycota, Sordariomycetes, Diaporthales, Diaporthaceae. Gene Ontology annotation, cellular component: box C/D methylation guide snoRNP complex; small-subunit processome. Gene Ontology annotation, molecular function: snoRNA binding. Bases 132 to 1913 code for a protein of 593 amino acids.
CUUUUUUUUCCUUGCUCGGCCUCACGACCCUUUCCUCCACAACAACCUCACAACCCGCCUUUGCGCGCUUUACUAACCCUCGUGGAGGACACUCAUUAGGAAAGCGCAAGGGCUUCUUCAAAUAUUUCAACAUGCCUCUUUUCGUUCUCUCCGAGACGAGCGUAGGCUAUGCCUUGUUCAAGGCCAAGGACAAGAAGCUGCUUGACGACAGCGAGCUCGACUCCCGUCUUCAGACUGCCGAACAGAUCAACAAUGAGCUGAAGCUCAAGGAGAUCGUAAAAUGGGACAACGCUGCCACCGGUCUCGAAGAAGUGGCUGGCCUGGUCGAGGGCAAGGUCACUCCCCUGCUGACCAAGCUGCUCGAGUCCAUCAAGGACGAGAAGAAGGCCUCGCUCGUCGUCUCAGAUGCCAAGCUGGGCACCGCAAUCAACAAGCUUCCUCAAUUCAACAUCACCCCCGUCGCCGACUCUUCCACCAACGAUCUCUACCGUAACAUUCGAGCACAUCUUACCGACCUCAUCCCCGGUCUGGAGUCUGAGAACCUCAGGAGCCUCGCACUUGGUCUGUCCCACUCGUUGUCUCGGCACAAGCUGCGAUUCUCGCCCGACAAGGUCGAUGUCAUGAUUGUUCAGGCUAUUUCUCUGCUUGACGAUCUUGACAAGGAGCUCAACACAUACGCCAUGAGGGUCAAGGAAUGGUACGGCUGGCACUUCCCCGAGCUGGGAAAGAUCCUGAACGACAACCUCGCCUACGCACGAGUCAUCCUCGCAGUUGGCAUGCGCACCAGCACUGCCAGCACUGACCUUUCCGAUAUCCUUCCCGAGGAGAUAGAAACCGCUGUCAAGGCUGCCGCUGAAGUCAGCAUGGGUACCGAGAUUAGCGACGAGGACCUGCUGAACAUCACAAUGCUGGCAGACCACGUCGUCCGAUACACCGAGGUCCGCGCACAGCUGUCGAGCUACCUGGAGUCUAGAAUGAAGGCCAUUGCCCCUAACUUGACGGAGCUUGUUGGAACCCUGGUUGGCGCACGUCUUAUUGCCCACGCUGGCUCCCUCAUGAGCUUGGCAAAGAACCCCGGUUCCACCAUCCAGAUCCUUGGUGCCGAGAAGGCGCUGUUCCGUGCCCUGAAGACAAAGCAUGCCACUCCCAAGUACGGUCUAAUUUACCACUCUUCCCUGGUCGGCCAAGCCACCGGAAAGAACAAGGGCAAGAUCGCCCGUCAACUCGCUGCCAAGACUGCUCUGGGUAUUCGUUCAGAUGCCCUGACCGAGUGGGUCGAUGAGGAGGGUAACGAGGUUGAUGAGGACGAGCGGGCGUCGUUCGGUGUGGCUGCUCGCGCCAAGGUCGAAAACAACCUGAGGAGACUGGAAGGAAAGCCCCUGGUCCCCAAGGGUAUUUCUGUGGGCCCUAACGGACAAGCCGCCGCUCAACCAUCUAAGUGGGACGUCAAGGAGGCCAAGAAGUACAACGCCGACGCUGAUGGUCUGGAAGCCGAUUUUGCCACGGUUGAGAUUGACUCGAACGCUGGUGGCAAGAAGGAGAAGAAGGACAAGAAAGAUAAGAAGGACAAGAAGUCCAAGAAGGCGAAGCCUCUUAUUGAGGAAGUUUCAGAUGAGGAGAUGGCAGAUGCUCCUGCUCAGAAUGGAGCUGCCGCAAAACUGUCUGAAGCCGACUUCGAGAAGUACGCCGCAGCCGCCGGCAUCUCGGUGUCCAAGUUCAAGCGCAAGUACGAGCGCGGCGACGUCGAGCUCGCCGAGGACGGCACGCCAAAGGUGCUCUCCAAGAAGGAGCUCAAGAAGCUCAAGAAGGCCGAGGAGAAGGCCGACUCAGACGAGUCGCCCAAGAAGAAGCGCAAGGCCGACGCCGACGGGGAGGAGAAGCCCAAGAAGAAGAAGAAGAAGGCCGACGCAUAGAAGUGACGACCCUUCACGAUUAACUAACGGGCGUUAUCAUCUUUUUCCCUCUCUCUUACCGCGGGGGCUGUACUGGGUCGUUGUAUGAUACUAUGCAUAUCUUCCUGCGGCCUUCUUCUCAACCUUUCCAACAAUACUUCUGGCGUGUUGUGAGAGAUAUCCUUCUACGGCGUUUUCGGCGUGGCAUUCGGCGGCUCAGGAAUAGGGAAUUGGGGCUGUGAUUUGGCUUAGAAUUUUUUGAGUUGCUUAAAAACCGGAAAACUCAUUUUGUUGAGAUCUACUGUCAUAAUGUACUCAUGAGCUGGCGGUCGGGCGAUGUUUCCUGACGGGCACGGUUACGUUGGAAAGUAGGCGUUGUCUCCCCUGUCCAGGUCAAACAACGUCUUGGAUGUCACUGGCUCGGUCAUGCUCUUGCUCGCCCGAGAGCUACUGCUUGGCUCAUCGGAGCUGUAGCAUCUGAGCUCACCACAGAGUGAACACGUACAUUAAAUACAGUUUCAAAAGUCAUCACCA